Molecule: messenger RNA, 792 nt
Organism: Calliphora vicina (urban bluebottle blowfly)
Lineage: Eukaryota; Metazoa; Arthropoda; Insecta; Diptera; Calliphoridae
Product: trypsin alpha-3-like
Exons: 2
Coding region: 1-792 (263 amino acids)
Biological process (GO): proteolysis
Molecular function (GO): serine-type endopeptidase activity
Source: RefSeq, a predicted model, not a curated record
AUGUACUGGCAGACUUUUCACAACCCAAAACAAACAAAAUUCCCCAAGAAGUUUCUUGUGUGGCAAGCCAUUUGCAGUUGUGGCAAAAUAAGCCCACGAACUGCUCGUAUUGUAGGAGGCCGAGCGGCGCAUGUCCAACACAUACCUUAUAUAGUAAAUUUGCGUAAAAAGGGUUCAUUUUACUGUGGUGGAUCUUUAAUAACGCCAAAAUGUGUUUUAACGGCUGCCCACUGUGUUCGCAAUACUAAACCGCAUGAUAUAACCGUACGAGCCGGCGUUACCUACUUGGAUGAGAACUACAAUAAAAGAACUGUUAAAAAGAUUUUCAUGCCAAAAUCUUAUAAUAAGAAAACUUUAGACAACGAUGUGGCCAUAUUCAAAUUAAAUUCACCUCUUAGUGGUAAAUUUAUACAAACUAUUGAAUUAUCGAAUGAGACACCUCAGGAAGGUGAUUUAGUUAAAGUAUCCGGUUGGGGUUUAACCCAAGAAAAUGGCUCUGUGUCCCAGCAAUUAAGAUCGGUGUAUGUAGAAGUUUUGUCGUAUCAAGAAUGUCGCGAUUCAUAUCAUAACUAUCGUAAUGUCACGAAAAGUAUGUUUUGUGCCUCGAUACCAGGCGUAAAGGAUGCUUGUGCAGCCGAUUCUGGCGGUCCGGCUGUGCUUGAUGGUCAAUUAGUAGGUAUUGUUUCGUGGGGCAGAGGUCGUGAAUGUGCGCGGCAAAAAUCACCUGGAGUUUAUGUAAAUAUUCAAGCUCUUAGACCGUGGAUUGAUAAAAUUAUGCAUGAUUAUUGUUGA